Candoia aspera is the source of this 2562-nucleotide messenger RNA. RefSeq names its product collagen alpha-1(XXIII) chain-like. The transcript is spliced from 24 exons. Lineage: Eukaryota; Metazoa; Chordata; Lepidosauria; Squamata; Candoiidae. The record is from RefSeq and is a predicted model, not a curated record. Bases 73 to 1173 code for a protein of 366 amino acids.
CCAGGACCAAAAGGAGAUAAGGGUGAACAAGGAGACAUUGGCCCAAGGGGUGAGAAAGGAGAAGCUGGUAUCAUGGGUGACCCUGGUAUUCCAGGAAAAAAGGGUGAUGCUGGGAUUCCAGGGGAACCAGGGAUUCAAGGACCAAAGGGAGAUCCAGGAAGUUCUGGGCCCCGAGGAGAGAAUGGUAUUGAUGGGCUGCCAGGGGCAAAGGGCGAACCAGGAAGCAUUGGCUUAAAGGGAGAAAAAGGCAUAGAUGGGCUACCAGGGCCAAAGGGUGAACCUGGUGAGAGGGGAGCAGAUGGGCAUAUUGGGCCUAGGGGACCUCCAGGCCUGAAAGGAGAACAGGGCGAUACGAUAAUAAUUGACUAUGAUGGUAGAAUCUUGGAAGCUCUCAAGGGGCCACCAGGGCCUCAGGGGCAACCAGGGCCUCAAGGAGCUCCAGGACCAAAGGGGGAACUUGGAUUGCCUGGUCCACCUGGAGUUGAUGGAGAGAAGGGAUCUAAAGGAUCAAAAGGAGACCAAGGAAGCCCUGGGCUAGUAGGACAGAAGGGAGAGAUUGGAGAAGUUGGCAUGAUUGGUUUACCUGGCCCUAAAGGAUUGAAAGGAGACCAAGGAAACCCUGGAUUAAUGGGACAGAAAGGAGAGAUAGGAGAAAUGGGCUUGUCUGGUCCACCGGGUAUUGAUGGACCAAAAGGAGAACCUGGGACACCCUGCGAGCAAAAUCUUGUGCAGAUCUUACCUGAACCAGGACCUCCUGGCUUACCAGGUCCACCAGGUCCUGUGGGUCCGCAAGGAAUACAAGGACAUAAGGGUCCUCAAGGAAUUCAAGGACAAAAGGGCUCAGAUGGUGCAAAGGGUGCAAAAGGUGAAAGUGGCCAUAAAGGUGAAAAAGGUGCCCCUGGGCCACAUGGUCCCACUGGCACUCCUGGACUUAUUGGCCUACCAGGUACUAAAGGGGAGAAGGGAAAGCCAGGGGAACCAGGAUUAGAUGGCUUCCCUGGCCUCAGAGGAGAAAAAGGAGAAAAAAGUGAAAGAGGAGAAAAGGGAGAAAGAGGACUGCCAGGCAGAAAAGGAGCAAAGGGACAAAAAGGAGAACCAGGCCCCCCUGGAUUAGAUCAGCCUUGCCCAGUGGGUCCAGAUGGAUUACCGGUACCAGGAUGUUGGCACAAGUGAUUCUACAAGCAUGGACUGUGUAAAUAAUAGUGGGAUAAAUGUUUAUUUUUUUUUAAUUUUUUAUACAAAAAGAGGAAAAAGUCACAAAAACAAUGUUUUCAACAGUAAUAUAUUGAUCUUUUAAUGCUGGAUAUUGUCAUAUAUGAAUUUUUAAAAAUAUAAACAUUCCUGAGGUCCACAAGACAGACUACAUACUGGCACACAGACACAAACACACACACAGAAGCACUCAACAUUUUGAAACAGUCAGGAAUGGAUGUCACUUGCUGCUAAUGCUAAUGUGUGGAUUAACCAUACUGAAAAAAACUUGCUUUAUUGCAUGGAGAAGGAACAUCCCUGGACAACCAUUUUAGAUUACAACUUUCUAACUCUGUUGCAUAUAGACACUGGCACAAAAGGGAGAGAAAACAAAAAGGAAAAAAAAGAUGCAGCCCUAGAAAUUGAACAAACUCUACCUUCUGGAUGAACGCAGGGAGAAUUUCAAUCCGGAAAGGUAACACAACUAUAACCACACUUCUUGCUACCUGCUUCAACCUUGAAGAAACUCGUUCCAACCUAGGUCACUCUGAUCUGUGUCACCAUCUGUGGCUGCUCCUCCUCCAGAAGGAAGCAUCAUCUCGGGGAAAAUCUCCACUUCACAUCUUCAAUCUGUGACUAAAGUUUGGAAGAUUCUUUUGUGGAACUUUAUUUUACUGCAGAAUUCAAAACACAGAACACCUCAACUGCCAAACUUUUUUUUUGCAGAAACAUAAUAAAGAAAACACUAUAAUAAUCAUCUCAGUGUACAGAUUUGAAACAUGAGUUCUGCUUUGGAACAAAACAAUAGUCCCAUUGUGUAGGCCAUGGCUGCUACCUGUCAUGCUGCUUAUUCUCCUGGAUUCACAGAACUAGCUUAAUAAAUACUGAAAAGAUGAUUCCCACCACCCCACCAGCGAGUGUUUCAUCACACCCAUUUAAUAUGAAUUUUUGCAUUACAAUUGAUAGGGGUAAAGUAAUACAACCUAUUGUCAAAGCUUUUGUAAUUAACAUGGUGAUAGAAACAGCUCUUUCAGCUCCAUUCAGAGAUAAAAAGCAAGGGGAGCACCACAUUUUAUGAAAUUUUGUCACAGAUACACCUUUCUUGCAUCAGAAAGAAAAAAGUGUGCCCAAAAGCCAAAUGUCACUAUAUACAAUACAGUAUUACUUCAGUCCCAAAGGACUACAUCUAUGAAAUUAUACAGCCACAAGUAGAUUAUGACAUUGUCCAAUAUAUGACCCAUUCUAUCUAUUGCAGUUAUAAUUUAGUUACUGAUUCCAAAACUUCACUAUGCUCACCAGUGGUCUAGAGAUUCUGUUUGUAACAAGGAAUGGUUUCUCCAGUUUCUAGCAGUGUGUACAAAUAUUGCUGGA